AUGUCAAACAGCCUCACCGAUCGUCAAAAGACUGACUUACACAAAGCUAUAUUGGACUAUUUCCACUCUUCUGGAUACCACAAGACUCUUGAGCAGUUUAAAGAAGAAGCCUCUUAUGCAGAAUAUCACUUCGACCCGAGUACGUCCACUGACCUUCUCGUCAAGAAAUGGGUUAGCGUCAUACGGCUACAGAAGAAGAUUGUGGAUUUAGAAAGCCGACUUGCUCAAGCGUUGCAGGACAACGUCAGCCUUACGACCAACCCCGCGACCUUGAAUCAACGCAGCAACCCCGAUUGGCUCCCGGCAGUGACCCCACCUAAACUUGUCCUCACCGGCCAUAGGGCUAACGUCAACGCCGUUGCGUUUCAUCCCCGGUAUUCGGUGCUCGUUUCUGCUAGCGAUGAUAGCACCAUGAAGGUUUGGGAUCACGAGAGCGGGGAGCUUGAACGUACCAUUGGAGGCCAUACGAGACGCGUUAGCGACUGCGAAUACGAUUCGAAGGGGAAAUACCUUGUGUCCGCAUCGCAUGAUCUCUUCAUCAAGUUAUGGGACGUAGACAACGAGUACAAGAAUACCGCUACCUUUAGAGGGCACGAGCACUCCAUUUCCUCUGCUCGAUUUCUUCCCGGCGAUGAACGCAUCGUCAGCGCCAGCCGCGAUCAGACCGUGCGUGUAUGGGAGAUCGCUACCACUCAUUGCAUCAAGGUUAUCAAGUCCCAUGACGAUUGGGUGAGAGCCGCUGUGCCCAGCUCGGAUGGACGAUUCGUCAUAACGAGCUGUAUGGACCAUACUUCCCGGGUGUUGGAGCUCGCAACUGGUGCUACUAAAGCGGAACUUAGAGCCCAUGAUAAUGUCGUUGAGAACGCUAUAUUCGUCCCUCGUAACGCAAUACCGGCUCUCUACGAACUUGUCGGUAUGAAGGUUGGCCCUGAUUCCUCGAUGACUCCGGAUGAACUAUCGGUGGCUUUCGCAGUGACAGCAUCGCGUGAUCAAAAAAUAAAGGUAUGGGACGCCCGGUCAGGCCAAUGCCUUUACACGUUGGUUGGACAUGAUGGAUGGGUGCAUGGCCUUACAUUCCAUCCCAAUGGUCAAUACUUGCUGUCUGCUGCAGAUGACUCCUCAAUCCGAAUAUGGGAAAUCAAGACGGGGCGCUGCAUACGGAAAAUAGACACUGGGGAACGGUUCAUGUCUUCACUGGCGUGGGCUCGACAGAUCACAGGAGCAGAUGCAUCCACUCAACAGACAGAUGCACAAGGCCCGAGGCGAGUCAAUACAAUUGCUUCGGGAUGCUGGGAUUACAGCGUCAAGAUUUGGAAACCUUGAUUGGCAUUUGUUGAGUUGAAUUGCGCCAUUUAUCGCUUUCAACACUCGCUAUGUUUCAGUGUCCUGUUCGUCGAAAUCGAGCAUGUUAUCUCUCCUUUAUCAUGCUGUGCGCGUAUAGUAGGAUUUGCCUACGAUUUCUUGUCAGUUCGCCUCGGUGACGGAUUGGCACCUUUUGUUCAGUAAUCAGCAAAGAACGCGGACAAUGGGCCAUGCGUCUGCGCGUAUUGCCACAAC
Punctularia strigosozonata HHB-11173 SS5 is the source of this 1557-nucleotide messenger RNA. Its product is annotated as nuclear distribution protein PAC1. Gene Ontology annotation, molecular function: protein binding. The record is from RefSeq and is a predicted model, not a curated record. Lineage: Eukaryota; Fungi; Basidiomycota; Agaricomycetes; Corticiales; Punctulariaceae. The transcript is spliced from 11 exons. The coding region runs from base 1 to 1323 and encodes 440 amino acids.